Rubroshorea leprosula is the source of this 726-nucleotide messenger RNA. The record is from the annotation of a GenBank genome assembly. Lineage: Eukaryota; Viridiplantae; Streptophyta; Magnoliopsida; Malvales; Dipterocarpaceae.
UACUAAAUUACAUAAUUUUGUUAGAUUUUACCAAUUUUUGAUUUGAUUCAUUUUUAUAAACCAAAAAAUAAUUAACCAUAGCCCACACAAAAUUUUCAACAUUUUGUACCAAGUCAGAAUUUUUAUUUGCUUGGAGCUUGAAGGAGAACUGUAGAACCGUGAAAAAUGUUUGAAUAUUUUAAUGAGUUGAAGUCAUGGUACAGGUUCUAUCUUAUACACUGGCAACUGGGGCUGCUGCAGGAUUUGGUGCUACCAGUGAUAUGCGGUCUGCAUCUGAGGGACUUAUUUCUCAUAACUUUUUCAAUAGGGGAUAUGCGGCCUCCGCCUUGGUCCUCCUCGGGUUCGUUUGCGCUGCAUUCUUAUCCAUUUUCUCCUCUCAUGCUCUUCCAAAGAAGGUCUAAGAUUCAUCACCUGCAGUCCAAGGCUUCAACAAUGUCAAUUAAGAAUUUUAUACUUUGAUUAUGGGUCCAUUGCUUUGCUUCCUUGUUUCAUUUCUUUGUAAAAUGAAAUACUUCAUUUCCUAUCUGAUUAAGAAGAACCAUUAGUCGUGGAACUCAAAAAGAUGAUUUUAUUGGGAUUUCUCAAUAGUUUGUUGGCAUACUCUUGAUUCUUGAAGUUGUAUUUGCUUUCUUUCGCACUUCAGGCAUUCCCAUGUCAAGUAUUCAAGACUGCAAUUUGGACACUCUUUAGGCUUAAUAUCAAUGGAAAUGAAAAUGAAUGUUAAUC